AUGUCUCGCAGUGAUAUGGCAAUAGGAGUCAUGUUCUUAACACAGACUACUCUUGGAAUUCUUGGUAAUUUGUCUUUUGUUUGCUAUUAUCUACUUCUUCAUGACAAAGAGAGCGCAUUAAGGUCCACAGAUUUGAUCCUCAAGCACCUUUCUCUAGCCAACUUCUUCAUCAUCCUCUCUCAUGGAGUUCCCCAUAUAAUGGCAGCUUUCGGCAUGAAAGAAUCCUUCAGUGAUUUUGGCUGCAAAAUCCUUUUGUAUAUUUACAGACUGGGCAGAGGUGUGUCCACCGCGCUGACAUGCCUCUUGAGUGUCUUCCAGACCAUCACGAUUGGUCCCGUGUACUUCUGUUGGAAGGAUCUUAAAGUGAGAGCCCCAAGGUACAUUGAGUCUUCCAUUUACCUCUGCUGGAUCCUGUAUGUGAUAAUAAAUUUCAUUUUCCCGAUGCAGGCAUAUGGAAAACAGAAUAACAAAAAUAUGACAACAAAUAGAUAUUUUGGAUUCUGUUCUAUAAAAGUUAGUAGCAACCUCUUCUCAUCAAUAUAUUUAGUACUACUUAUAUUGCCCGAAGUUUUAUUUUCUGUGCUCAUAAUCUGUGGCAGUGCUGCCAUGAUGUACUUUCUCUAUCAGCAUAAGAAACAGGUUCAAUAUAUUCACACUACGACUUCCCCUAGAUCCUCCCCUGAGUCCAGAGCUACACAAAGUAUCUUUGUUCUUGUGUGUACGUUUGUGAUUUUCAACACACUCUCCUCCCUAUUGCACAUUUACGUUGCUUUCACAUACCAUCCCAGUGUGUGGCUUGUGAGCUUUGGUGCCCUUCUUUCUCUGUCUUUUCCUACUGUCAGCCCCUUUAUUUUCAUGAGGAGAUUCCAUUGUACUGGGGCUCUGUGCAAGAAUUCACCAAUUUAA
This is a messenger RNA of Octodon degus (degu), 906 nucleotides long. RefSeq names its product vomeronasal type-1 receptor 4-like. The record is from RefSeq and is a predicted model, not a curated record. Gene Ontology annotation, molecular function: pheromone receptor activity. Gene Ontology annotation, biological process: G protein-coupled receptor signaling pathway. The coding region runs from base 1 to 906 and encodes 301 amino acids. The transcript has a single exon. NCBI's taxonomy places the organism in Eukaryota, Metazoa, Chordata, Mammalia, Rodentia, Octodontidae. Gene Ontology annotation, cellular component: membrane.